CAACAACAAUAAGCACGCAGAGUCUGGACACAGCACAGAGGGAGACAAGAAGAGAGUGUGCGUGCGAGGGAGAGAGUGCGAGCAAAUCGCGGGGAGGAGGGGCGAACAAUAGGGAUACUCAACUGCCCGUCCCGCCAAGAUGGUGCUCAACGUCCCCGAGAGCGGCCUCGUGUUGGAUGGCUCGGCCAAGUCGACGGCUAGCCUCCCAAUGCAGGCAUUCGGGAUCACAUUAAGCGACAAUGCGAUUGAGGAUAUGAUUCGGUGCGUUCAGAAUGGCCAGGACAUUCAAUUGUCGCUUGGCAGCAGUCCGACCAUCUCGUUCAACGACCAAGAGAUACAGUUACUCAAUUCCCCUUCUUCCUUCGGUUACGAUAUCUUCACAUCCAACUCGACAUUUCCGAGGGCCGUCAGCAAAUUACCGAAUCCGACAAUGUCAGUCUUCAGAGCCCCGAAGUACAAGCCGAGGCAACCAAAGGGCCCCACGGUAGAGAAGGCAGACAAGCCGGCUGGCCGCACGACAACAAAGGCGGCGACUGCAACACCCAAGCUCGGUCCAGUUUCAGACCGGGACUCUGCCUCAGGGGAGUCUCUCGAAAACGCCAUUUCAGACCUCAAGAACUCGUUCGCCAAAGUCGAGGCAGAAAAGCGAGAAAAUUCGGCCCAGAUUGUAGAUGGGAUUGUCACAAAGAAGGGCAAAGUGAACCGGACAAAGCUGUUGACAGCGCAGGCGAAUUCCGUACCGAGAUCCCUUCCAGCCAGUCCCGCGUUAAGCGGCCUAGCAUCGCCCUCACUGGGGCCAACCAGCAACCCCUCCCAGGACCGGGCAAAGCAACUGCGCUUCCCCAUCGUCCACGAGCUCGCUGUCCGUGAUAUGUCAUUCGACGAGCUCCGGGCCAAAUACGAAGAGGGCAGUCAGGACGAUUUUCAAGCCGCGCUCAACAAAGUGGCAGGCUUUGACAACGAUUUGCAAAAAUGGUCUCUCAAGCAGAUUUGCUGGAGGGAGUUGGACGUUUUUGAGUAUAACUACGCCAGCGACGAGGAUCGCCAGAAAGCCAUCGACAACGCCAUCAAGAAGUACGACCGAAACUUGCGCCUGGGAGCCUCAGACCCGCUGUGGCAAAAGCUUCUCCCCAAGGCGGACCGCGGUAAGGGGAUAUGCCUCAGCAAGCUGCAAGCUGCCAUCGCCAAGGUCCCAAGUGCGCCAACGCCAAGGAUCAAUGUCCAUAAGGCGGAUUCGGCUAGUGUGAGCGGAGCUGACUCGGAGAGGGAUGACUCGGCCAGCUCGACGGCGAAAAAGGGCAAGGGGGGUGAGCCAAUGUCGAGGACAAGCUCGCAGGGAGCUCCAGCGCCCGCCAAAAAGAAGCCUGCUGCCACGAAGACGCAGACUAAGAACCUUUUGAACAACGGCAAGAAGCCCUCCCCUGCUCUGGCGACAUCCAAGGCAUCGCCAAGAGCGUCACCCAAGGUUUCGCCAACCAAGUCAACCAAGUCUGCCUCCGGAAAGGGACGAGUGCUGUCCCAGGAGUUCGUGUCAGAUUCGUCCGAUGACGACGAGGUACCUCUGUCGACAUCCAUGCCCAAGGCGAAGCCGGCUACUACGACAGCUGCCAAACCAGCUCCACGCCCGGCUGAUAAGCCGAAGCCGGCGGACAAACCAAAGGAGAUUGCACCCUUGAAGGCAAAGCCAACUCCAGCCGUAAAGACAACGGUCAAGGAUAAGGAGAGGGAGCGGGAACGAGAGAGGGAGCGGGAAAAGGAGAAGGAUGAGAAGAGCAGAGAGAAGGACACGAUCCGUGCCCAGGUCGUUGCAAAACCGAUCAAGGCGGCCACGAAGCGCCCACGUGAUGCCGACGAUGACGAUAGUUCCAGCUCGGGGACUCCGCUCAGCAAACGCGUGAAACCCGCAGCCAAGGCGCCAGCACUUCCAGCCGGCUCGACGAAGCAGCGCACACCUUCGGAUGCAAGCCUAAACAGUCGCGGCACCGCCUCUGGCCUCUCCGCGACUAAGAGCAAGAACACGUCCCCGAUCAAGUCAUCACCAUUGGCUUCUUCGCCGCCAACAAAUGCGUCUGACUUGGAACAGGAGCGUGCUCGGGAUCGGGCACGGAGCCAAGAGCGAGAGCGCGAACGUGAACGUGAACGCGAACGCGAACGUGAGCGAGAACGUGAUCGGGAGCGUGAUCGGGAGCAGCGGGAGCGUGAUCGGGAGCUCGAACGGGAGCGCGAGCGUGAUAUAGAGCGGAAAGAGCGGGUGAAGGCGCGAGAGCGCGAGCGCGAACGGGAACGACAGCGCGAACGCAAACGACAGGAACGCGAUCUCGACACAAUCGUGAGCAGCGGUAACAGCAGCGUCGGAAGCAGCAUCUCCAGCGCCAUUUCCAAGAAGCGCCCAGCAAGCGAUUCAUCACUCGAGAGCAAGGCCAAGAGGCAGCGGCUGUCGAAGGAUCUGCUCGACAAGGCCAACAAGUUCAAGCAGUUCUACUCGCGCUACGAACUGCUGCACAAGGAGAUCGCGGCCCACGAGGACCCGCACCCCGACGACGUAGCCGACCUCCUCGAGAUGCACGGUCGCCUCCGCCAGAUGAAGGAGGAGAUUUACCACGGAGCCAAAUCGGAGUCGUGAAGGGCGCGGAUGGUUGGAAUCGGGGAGCUGGGGCUGUAGGAGGUG
This is a messenger RNA of Lasiosphaeria miniovina, 2668 nucleotides long. RefSeq lists its product as uncharacterized. Lineage: Eukaryota; Fungi; Ascomycota; Sordariomycetes; Sordariales; Lasiosphaeriaceae. Bases 140 to 2623 code for a protein of 827 amino acids. The record is from RefSeq and is a predicted model, not a curated record. The transcript is spliced from 2 exons.